UAGAAAGAGGAUCAAUUAUUUCAUUGUUUAAUGGUUAGAUGUUUCACCUGUUACAUUUGAUAUUUUAACUAAAACCUCAUUUUUAUUUUUGAUUUUGCUUGAUUUAAUCCUAUUUAUAAACUAUUUAGUUGAAAUGUUCAAAGGAUUAGAAAAUUCAACUGAAAGUUCUGUCUUGUCACCAUGUGAAAAUUCAUCAUCAUCAUCAUCAUCACCACCAUCAUCAUCAUUAUCAUCACCAUCAUUAUCAUCAUCAUCAUCAUGUGAAAGCCAAAGUGUUUAUACAAGCCUUUUAAGAUCAUCUGGAGAACCGAGUAGUAGGUCAAAUAAUCGAAAACAAAUUCUCAUCCUUAUCAUCUUGGGCUCCGGCAGCUUCUUUAUUGCUGCCAGUGAUGCACUUCAAGCACCAUUUUUUCCCGGUGAAUGCUACACCAAAGGAGUAUCUUUCCUAACUUGUGGAUUAAUUUUUGGUGCCUUUGCAAUAACAGGAGAGUGUAGGAAGCUACUCCAUCACAGAAUGUUUGCCUACGUUACACCCCAUACAACACUAAGAUUUGGAUUAUUUCUUACCGGAACAACAACUGUGCUUUUCGGAGUUUUGGAUAAGGUUACUUCAGCUCAUGAAUUUGCAAUAAUUGCUUUAUUUCUGAGGAUUGGUCAAGCAGUCGGAGUUGCUUUCUCUAAUUUAUCAAUUGAAACACUAAAUUCAAACGAAUUUGACAUGCGUUGGAAUUUAGUGGAACCAUCCCUGGUAACGGAUGUCGCUUAUCAUAAAGGGUUCAUAUUUGGUUCCCUCAUCGGAGGUGUCUUGUACAUGUGUGGAGGUUAUCUCAUGCCCUUUGUAAUUUUUGGAAGUUUAAUUUUACUUGCUGGCCUGCUCAGUAUCGCUGUUCUGCCUGCUCCAGAUAAUUACACGUUAAUGGGCCAUGCAUAUGAAAUUCAUGAUGGUGAUGCCGUUGAGUGGACAGAUUCUUUUGUCAUUGCUAGUUUUAAUGCUCUUACCGGAUUCAAUGACGUUACUUUGGCUCAACACUUAAGUCAAUUCAAUCUUUCACCCAUUGGAAUUGGAUCAAUAUUCAUGACAUUUAGGCUACUUCGAUUUGCAUUCCACUGUUUCUGGAUUAGGUUAAAGGAUAUUGGGCUUGAUGUAUCAUGGGUUUCAAUUCUAGGAAUAACCUUUAAUAUUAUCGGCUUAUUAUUAAUAGGACCAGUUAGUUUCAUUCAUAUUGGACCUUCCCUGUGGUUAAUAAUUCUAUCUUUAAUUAUUCUUGCAAUUGGAAUAAGUAGUGAUGAUUACUAUCGAGAGACUGAUCCAUACUACAAAUGGUUUAAUACUUUACCUACAAUUGCUGCCUUUAUCGGGCCUGUCGCUGGAGGUUAUCUCAUUGGCACUAUUGGCUAUAGAUCUGCCACUGAAUGCGUUCUUGCACUAGAGAUAUUCACGCUUUUACUUUUAAUUGUUCACAAAAUUUGCAACCGUCGAACCGAGGUCGAGCCUCGGUCGUACCUUUAUGACCUUAUUGACCAUUUUGCAAAUACUUAAGUCAGCUUUUAAUCGUUCAUAAAAUUUUCGCAUCUUAAUUUUUGGUCAAGCCAUUUUUAUUUUUUUAAACUGUUUUAAUAAAAUAUCAGUUUUAAUGAUA
Messenger RNA from Tetranychus urticae (two-spotted spider mite), 1640 nucleotides. Its product is annotated as MFS-type transporter SLC18B1. Lineage: Eukaryota; Metazoa; Arthropoda; Arachnida; Trombidiformes; Tetranychidae. Gene Ontology annotation, molecular function: transmembrane transporter activity. The record is from RefSeq and is a predicted model, not a curated record.